Blumeria graminis f. sp. triticale is the source of this 2838-nucleotide messenger RNA. The record is from the annotation of a GenBank genome assembly. NCBI's taxonomy places the organism in Eukaryota, Fungi, Ascomycota, Leotiomycetes, Helotiales, Erysiphaceae.
AUGACUGGCAGCGAUGCUGGUGAUGUAUUUUAUGUACCUGACUUUUGGGCGCGGUCUGAAUUAUCAUUAGAUGCGGCAUCCACGAUAUGUCCUUUUUUUUCUGUGUCCAAAUUACAAGAUAUUGAGGACACACUUCCGCCUCUUGAAUUCUCUACGGCCGACGAAUUCACGCCUUUCGGUACUUCAAACCUCGGCCUCAACAUACCCAGCUCCUUUCAAACGCAAACUCGUCCUAAAAUUAUACUCGCCGCAAGAGAAACGUCGCAGGAAUAUGAAACAAUUGGACAAGACAUAUGGCUCUGUCCUGGGGAAUUUUCCCCGAAAUAUCCUAUCCAUCAGACUUGGGAUGAAUACGGAGAGAGGAGAUCCGGCAGGAUUCCCAACCCAUACAUUACGGAGGCUGGCGCAACAAUCUUUGAUGCUGCGAUCACAGAUCCUGAUGAUAGACUAGGGUUUGCAAACGAUGAAUUCAUUGUAAUUAAUCGUAGAAAGUUUGUUCAGUCCCUCUUGGCCUUGGGACUAGGCAGAAGCUCCGUACUAUUUUUAUGGGAUGAAGAGAGGCACAGUUUUACCCAAACUGCUCCGCGAUUACGAACAUCUGGUUUGACCGGUGAUAUUCUGAUUGAAGUUUUAACAAUCUUCAUAGAAUGCGGGAAUAUUACCAAGUCCCUUCGGAAGUACGUAGACAAGUGUUACAAUGAGGAAACUUCUCCUGCACGAAUUGCACUUGCUGACUCGGUACUAACUCUUCUAAAAACUAUUCAAUUACAUUUGAAAGAUACAGCCUUUCAGAGACUAAGCAUUAUUCAGCUCAAAACUCUAUUCAAUCCAGUCCAUUCGAUCCUAACCUGUUUUCAGAAACUAGUAAAUAACACUGCAGCUAGCCGCAGUGAUGAAUCUCUACUUUCGACAAUAUUUGAAGAUAUUCAAGUUUUGGAACAAAGAUCCGACUCCCUUCGAAGUAUACUUCUAGAAGUUCUCACUCGUGUCUCACAGCCGUGGUUAGACUUUGUUAGUGAAUGGAUCGGCCUGUUGCCAGAGAGAGGGUUACCAAUGACGAAUAAACAUAAAAGAAAAAGUCUUGUUACACUUUUAGCUGCGGGAUGGGUCGAACAUGAAGGGACUGAGAAUAUCAGACCUGAGUAUGUCCUCGAUUCAGACAAAAUUCCGUCAUUUAUUGCAUCGGAUGAUGCUCGAACUAUUUUUGAGAUAGGAAAAAGUCUGAGGCUUCUAAAGGUUCAUCAUCCAAGCAAUCCCCUAGUAAAUGCUGAGAUAAUUGCUCACAUAAAACCACCGCAUCUUAAGUGGAAGUUUUCCUGGCAUGAAAUCUCUCAAGUUGAAGCAACUGCCUUACAGUACGAAGAAACGCACCGGAGUAUGAAACAUGCCCUUUUUCUUCGCUCUAUAUCAAGAAAUACUCCUGAAAUUCAUCUGAUUCCCAGGCCUAUUCCUGUAAAUUUUACAGUCUAUGGAAAGCAAGUAGAGGCUAUAGAAGCCUCUGUCUCUGCCUCGAUUUCUAUAUUCGAUCAGAUCUUGGAUAUCGAAAAGCUCGAGGACAAUCUUUCACGACUGCUCAAUUCGUAUUUCAAUUCUACAACAACUAAUAUGGAAAAUAAGAACUCAAUAUUUGCACCUCCUAUUUCAAUAGCACCAGUGCUUUCUUUUAAUCCAAUUGUAGCGGUACAAGCUAGAAUUAUCAAUGGAACUUGUAUGAAAAUGCUCUUUCAGUCUCACAGGCUGCGGGAUCAUCUAAAUAUGCUGAAACAAUUUUAUUUACUUAAUCAUGGUGUAUUCUCAACUCGGCUCUCACAUAUACUUUUUAGACGUAAACCCGAGAGUUUGUCUCAAUCAACCACCCAACAAAAUAAGGUCGCAAGCCUUCGGACUCAUCCUAAUAAUUGGCCUCCAGCAAGUCCAGAGUUAUUACUUGAACUAUCUGGUAUAUUAGUAGAAAGCUAUUACCACCAAAGGAAGCUCCCGAACAAAUCUCUACCUGGUAACUUGAGCUUCGCAAUUCGUGACAUGUCACAGGAACAAAUGACCGAGUGUAUGAAACCAGACGGAAUAGAAGCUCUAGAUUUCCUCUGCCUCUCUUACAAACCACCAGCGCCACUUGAUGUUGUCAUUACUCCUCUAAUCCUUUUUAAGUAUGACCAGCUGUUUAAAUUUUUAUUACGAAUAAGAAGGUUGCUUCAUGUUGUCUCAAACCUCUUCUGGGCCACGAUAUAUAGAUCUCCUCACCCUCAACCAAGUCUUCUUACGGCCCAGCGCUUCCAAAUGGAUGCAACCCAUUUCAUGUCCAGUAUUUCAGGGUAUUUUUUUGAUACUGGUGUCAGUGCUGCUUGGCAAAUUUUCGAAAGGAAGCUAGAUCAAGUUGAAAGUUUUAUUAAUAAUAGUGAGAAGACUACUUCUAGUUGGAUUGAUGGUCUCGAUAAGUUUCGCGACUAUCAUGAGCGAGUUCUGGACCGCAUCAUGUUUGUCUUCUUAUUACGCAAGCGGCAAAAAUCGGUGCUUCAUCUUCUUGAGGAGAUAUUUGGCCUAAUUUUACAAUUUUCCAGUGAAGUUCAGGGCCAGACUCGCUGCGCCGAUGGUCUGGAGACUGAUGCAGAGAUCAAAACCCUCUACAUUACCUUUAGACGUAAAGUUGCCGUUUUUAUCACAGUGUUAAGGGGACUUCGGGAAAAGAAAGGGUAUGGGGAGACAAAAAAUUUGGAAACCAGAGGCUCAUUAAGUGAGGGAAUAUUUGCAUGUAGUGAAUUGAUUGAAGAAAAUACCAUUGCACAGCUUCUCUCGCGCUUAGAAAUGUCAGAUUAUUUCGAAAAUCAUGUUCAUUUUUAA